AUGAUUAUGGAAAAAGUACCAGUGAUUUUAAAUGUUACAAAUCUAUUGACACCGUGUGCAACAUCUAAGAUACAGUGCACUACCCACAAGAAUGCUAAAUUACCUCAAUCCUGCCAGCUUGCCACCCCACGAACUAAAAUUAAAAGGAGCAUUGCUACCGUAUCGUUGUCAUCGGUCAAGUCAUCAGCCUUAUUCUUGACACCAUUAAUUAAGCAGAACAAGACAAAUGAAGCAAGGAACUUAUCACUUGUCGAUCCAAGACUCUUUCUCAACGUGACUAGUUAUUCUGGCUUCCUCACUGUAGACGAGAGAUAUAAUUCUAAUCUAUUCUUUUGGUACUUUCCGAAGCCUAACCAGAAAGAGCCAAAGAAUGUGGGAAAUUCAACGACGCCGUGGAUUAUUUGGCUGCAGGGCGGACCGGGUGCUACCAGUCUAGUAGGACUUUUCUCAGAAAUGGGACCCUUUGAAUACAUUGAUAAUCAAUUAAAAUUGAGAGAAUUCUCAUGGUCUAAACAUUUUUCGAUGGUUUUCAUCGAUAACCCUGUGGGCGCCGGUUUCAGUUUUACGAAUAGUAGAGAUGGCUAUUCUAGAAAUAUGGAUAUGUACUCGGAGAACUUGUACCGAGCUGUGAAGCAGCUGGUGGCGCUGUGGCCCGAGCUGGGCGCCGCGCCGCUGUUCGUGGCGGGCGAAUCGUACGCCGGCCGGUACGUGCCCGCACUCGCACGCGACAUACUGCACGGGGCAGCCGCCGGCGACUCCAUCAACUUACAGGGUAUUAUAAUGGGCAACCCUAUACUAGACCGUGACAGUGUAGUGGACUACACUCGAGUAUUCUAUAACUGGGGUUUGGUCGAUUCUCAAGGAGCGCUCGCCGUGAAAUCCUUGCAAGAAAAAUUUGACCAAGCAAUUAAAAAUGGAGACUCUUUAGAUGCAUAUAGUCUUCGAGAUGAUGUCCUGAAUAAGUUACAAGAAAUAGCCUAUAAGUCUGAAACCUACAACUUGUUGAAGGACAACGCGAUACCAAAUGUUAAAAAUUUCAUACCUUUCGUAACUUCAACGAAAAUCAGAGAAGCUAUUCACGUCGGCGACGCUGUGUUCGACUAUAGCAAUGCAGAUGUCCACAUUUAUCUUAAAACUGAUUUUAUUGCUCCUGUGUCGACUAAAAUUGAUGAAUUGUUAGAAAAAUACAGAGUAUUGAUUUAUUGCGGUCAAUUAGACCUAACAACCCCUUGUGUGCUGAAUGCAGAGGCUCGUCGCAGGAAGUGGCGAUGGAGUAGAAGAGACGAGUUCCUUAAAGCUCCGAGGACUCCGUGGUGGCUUAAUAACUCUGUUGUGGGAUACGUCAAAUCAGGUGGAGGUUUCACAGAAAUACAAGUCAAUGGUGCCGGUCAUCUUGUACCCAUAGACAAACCUGUAGAAGCAGUAAAUAUCAUCUACAAUUUCAUCACCGAACGCGAAUUUACUAGGCCAUCAGCAUUCGAAAUAAAGGCAGACGAUACUCCCAAUUAUGAAGAAUAUACUGAUUUGAGUCAUUAUGUUAAGAAUUCAGACUAUAAAUCUGGUUUCAUUGCUAGUGUGGUGGUAAAUGUUUUAUUGAUGGUAGCUCUUGCAGCUGGAGUUGUGAUGUUUGUGAGAUGGAGGAGACAAAACGAUGUCUUCUAUUCGCCUUUAAAUGAUGGCAUAUUGACGAUGUCGUGA
Messenger RNA from Melitaea cinxia (Glanville fritillary), 1698 nucleotides. RefSeq names its product venom serine carboxypeptidase-like. The coding region runs from base 1 to 1698 and encodes 565 amino acids. Gene Ontology annotation, biological process: proteolysis. The record is from RefSeq and is a predicted model, not a curated record. Lineage: Eukaryota; Metazoa; Arthropoda; Insecta; Lepidoptera; Nymphalidae. Gene Ontology annotation, molecular function: serine-type carboxypeptidase activity. The transcript has 8 exons.